GUGUUCCGCGGCGGGCUGACCGUAUGCACGCAGGCUACAUUGUUAUUUUGAAGUAUGGCAUUUAUUAAACUUGCUCAUACGUGGAUGUUGAUUGGUUGAUAUUCGGCAACUUUUCCAGUUUUGUUCCAUUUUACUAAAUUAGAUACGUCAAAAGCAAUAACACAAAUAUAGUUCGAAAGAAAAGAAAAUAUAAUUUUAUAAAGAAAAUAAUUGAAAUUCAGCGCUGUUCAAUAAUAACUUAUUUAGUUUAUGUUUAAAAGUGUGUUUUGCUGUGGUUUGUACGUAAUUUAAAGACGCAAUGAGCUUUAAAAAGUCUGGUAGUUCAAAUAUAAAAUCAUUUGUGAGCGAAGAAGAAGCACAAGAUAUAAACGAGAAACGACAGCAAGAAUGGGAGAGAGUCAGACAACCUGACGACCCUUUAGGUAAGACAUAUAUAUAUGAUACAUUUGCAGGACUACAUCAUCAAACUACCCGAAUAAUAUACAGUGAAUGUAGCUACCAAAUGUCAAUAGCCCUACAGACAAUAGCUGAAAGCAUUUAGAUUCAGAGCAAAAUUGUAAUUUAAUUGCCCAUAGCAAAUUUAGCAUUUUAGUGCAGUGUGCCAGGGCCCGGAGUGCUGGACAGCCGGAGUUCUGCCGGUACUCCGGUGGUUUUUGGGUCGGCCAGCAGGCCGGAGUUGCAAUGUUCUCUCCAAGCUCUGGCUUGAAAGUCAGAAUGAGAAGAAAUUGUGAACUGUUUGUGCCAGCUGAGCAGGUAGUAUGUGUGCCAUGAAUAAUAACAAAAUUUUUGUUUUUAGAAAUGCCUGAGAAAUACAAGGAGAAAUUCGACGUUUUGAGUGAAGGACAAAUUCCUCCUUGUAUUUUUCUAGUAGUAUCCCUACAAUUGAAAGUUUUGUUAGAACGAGAAAAAUGUGACAAUUUAGUAGAAUUAGCAUUGGUUACAAAUAAUGGCAACAUUGAAUUUGCUGAAGGUAUACAUAUGAUCUGAAGUCACAUCCGCAGGGCUCGAGUUUAGCGGUGGCCACUGGCCAUCGAUGCCCUGCUUGUUGGCCGCUAUGCCCUUUGAAAUAUACUGAAAUCCAUGGCCAGUAGUGGCCUGCCUUCAACCCCAGACUACAGUACUUAGGCUUUAGAAUACCAAGUGUAUGAUUUGUAAAAUUGGAAAUAAAUUUAAAAUAGUAUUUAAAUGCACCUUUCCGGCAGUCUGUUUUUAAAAUCAUGUAAUAAUGUAUUAAAAUAUCCAUUGUUUUGUUUGGCAUUUUUUUUAAUAUUGUUGCUGUUCUGUAUAUUUUUCUUGUCUCAUGGUAACUCAAAUGUUAUUUGAAACUUCAAAAUAGCAACUGAAUUAAAUUUUCAAACUUAGCUUUGAAUCCUGAUGCCCUGUGUACUGGCCUUGAUGCCUUGAAAAACUUAGUAACAUUCAAGGACAAACUGGCCUUGCUUUUCUUUCGCAGCAUGCAUCUGUUGUGUCAAACCAAGUCAUUAUGUCUGUGAUUUAUCUAUCACAGGAAAAGUUUUAUUAAAUUGCUGGUGUCAUGCUUUAAUUUAUAUGCUGUGCCAUCAUGUCAUCUUACCUUGGGGACAACAUUUUAAAAUUAAGGUGAAUAGUAUCCACCGCCACUAUCUGGUUACAGACUUUAUCCCCUGUGCUCUGAAUCAGUGUGGAUUUUGGAGAAAGAAAUUUUAGAGCGUAAAUUAUGUACAUUUAUGUACAUGUGAAAAUACAACUUCAAUAAGCCAUCUGGCAGGCAUAGAACCUGUGGCCCUGCUAUUCUGGUGCUGGUAGGGGGGUGCUCUGCCAGCUCUGGUGCUGUGUUGUGUUGGCCAUGUUGCCGAGUUGUGUUGGCCAUGUGUGCCGCCCGCCCAUCAACUUGCUUCACUACUGCAAAGUCUUGCUUGACUACUGUAUUUGAAUUGUAAUUGUUGUUCACAGUUUGCUUAUUAUCAUGUUAUUACUCAAAUUACUGUAUCUCAUUUUGCCUCUAAUAACUUUUUGCUUUAUCAUGAAAAUAGCACCCCACCCCCCCUGCCCAGGGCUAGGGGGGGGGGGGGUGCACACCCUCCCGCACCUCCCAGUAAAUCCAUCCCUGCCCUACUUUAUUAUUUUACUCUGUCUAAAUGCCAGGCUAUUUUUCUCUGUCUAAUGCCAGAUGAUUUUACUUGAUCAUCAAAGGAAGAGCAAGCUCAAUUGGUUAAAAUUCAUUAAAUGAAUAUAUUUCAGAGUGUCCAGAUGUGGAACCACGUAGUUUGUUUGAACAACUUCAGGAACAGAAGGAAAAGACGCAACAAGAACAUGAUGAGAAAUACGAUAUAAGUAAGACAGAUGAAUAAUGAGUUCACUUCUCUGCUAAUCCCCAAGUAUAGUACUACAGACAUCACUAUACUAACCUGAGUAACCUCCCGAUGAAGGGUCUUGUAUUUUUUAGGUAUUUGCAUCCCUAUCAACCAAAGUUUUGCAAUAAUUAAAAAAAAAAUAGUGCACUAUAUCUAAUUGUUUUCUGCACUGUGACCUAUGUGUGAAAUUUUGCACGCAAAAGCCUUUCAAUCAAUGUACCAAAAAUAAAAAAGUUCAUGUAUUUUUGCCGAAAAAAAAUUUAUGGAAGGAAAUGGUAUUUUCCCGUUUUUUAAUAAGAAAUAGCAUUACAGAAUUUUUUAUAUUUAAAUUCGCAUAUUGUUUGUCUAUGUUGUAAGGAAAAUUAUAGUGCACGAAAUUAUAGUAACUGUGCUUCUUUUCCAACUAUACACAAAGCAACAUUCUAUUUUAGAGUUAAUUUUGUAUGCAUGUGUUGCAUUAAGCAACGAACUGUACUGUGUUACCAAAACUGACAUAAUUUGAAAGCAGAAACAUUGAUUUAGAAAUAGAUGAACAUCCUGAUAUCUGCUGCAUAAAACCUAAAAAUAUGACGUUUAAAACUAUCAGCUAUUAUAUGCACCCGAAGUUUUGCAAACUGGAUCGAGCCCUACUGCUUUCCAGUGAAAUUUAGCUUUUUCAUAAGUAUAGAAUUUAAGGAUUUUUUUGAGGACAUGCAGUAGUAUAUAUCACAAAGAUCUUCCCUCAAAGAUGCGGGAAAUAUUCUUAUUGUGAAAAUUCUCAGAGUAACCUAGUAAUGAAUAAUUAAGGCAUGGUUUUUUUUCUAUUUUGACAUUGAAGAAAAAAUGUUCCGUGGAAUUGACAAUGAUGAAGCUGUAUUUCUCGAAUUUGCUUCAAAACAACAAGCCGAGAUUGAUGGCAGGAGAUUUGCUGUCACUGCAGAAGUAAAAGAAUUUAGAGUAUCCUUUUUUUGACCAUGAACACCUCAAAUUUGAAAUGUUACAUAGUAUUCAGGCAGGCAGGCAGGCAGGCAGGUAAAGAAAGAUGAAUGCCCCUACAAAAUAUUGUUUUUUAAAGUUUAUGUCCUACAACCGCCUGUAGGCCCUGUACAGUUGUACUGUACCUCUGGUUGGCUGUUUCUGGUUGGCUAUUUCCGUUUUGAUUGGUUAAUGCUAAAUAGAUAGUGAUAUAUUUAGUGUUUGUAACACAAAUUAGAUUGCCGUAAUUUGCGCGUGUUUUUAUGCCUUUGGUCCGUUAAAGUUUUCGUUUGCUGCGAAUCUAGGAGUGGCAUGUAGAUUUAUAGUACAUGUGGGGUUUACAAAUUGGACUGGCCAGUUAAAAUUAAUAUAUACAGUAAGUUAGAUUCUUUUAACACCGUGAAAUCAGAAUGAGGUUUCAAAGCUCCAGACCGUAGCCAGCCCAGCAACCUCUGUGACGGAGGAGAAAAAGAAACCAAAUGUAUCACUGGGGAAGAAGAAAUCUCAAGUGGAACUCUUGGCAGGAUGUAUUAAAACCAAACGAAAAAGGCGAGUUCAUCGAUGGUGUUUUCUCGUGCAUUUUGUCCCAGAAUAAAGGCCACACACAGACGGGCAAGUUUUCCUUGACGAGUUUUAUUUACUCGUGUGUACGGCAAAAAAUUGGCAAUUUUUCCUUGCCAUAUGGAGCCUUGUUCCAAAGCUAGUCAUACCAACUUUCGGACAAGGAAAAUGUGAUUUUUUCUGUGGUGGUGUUGUGUAUAGUCAGGUUAAUAUGAUGUUUGUGGUGUUACUCUGAGUGUAUAUCCACACCGAGCAAGCUUGAAAAAUAUGCCUGACCACGGUGGGAAUCGAAAGAAUACUAGCCUUUGGAAUACUAGCCCAAUACUCUGCCAACUGAGCUACGCAGUCAGGACUGUUCGAAUAUGUGAUCAGAUUUCGGAACUGAGUCUAGUUUCUUUGAUAUUAUCAAUGUAAUCUAGUAAUAUGAUUUUUCUGUGGCGGUGUUGUGUACUCAGCAGUGGCGAAGCUAGAAGUCGUGCUGGUCGUGCUGAGCACGAGUAAAAUUUUUUCAAAGAAAUUAAUUUUUUAGUCUUAAAAAAAAUUCCCCCAAAAUUUUAAAAAUGAUUCAUCGUACACUUGCGUCAUCUAUUAAGUGCGAAAUCCUUUCAAAUCCGGUGAUUUUGCGCUGAUUUUAAACCAAUUCAAGGUAUGAUUGCGUAGUUUCACCCGACCGCGGGUUAAAGCACGACUAAUGGGUAAUCCGCCCGUUAGUAGUGCUCUCGUCAGGCCAGCACGACUAAAUUAUAAAUUCCAAAGCAUUCUAUUGGCUAAAUUGCUCCUCGCGCAUGCGUAUCUCGCCGAAUUUUAUCUUCUGGUCGUGCUCAUCUUCGAAAGCACGACCAAGUUAAAUGCCGUAAAUUAUUCAGCAAUUCUGUCGAGAUUUAUUCAAGUGAUCUUGGUUAUGUAUCUAUGGAAAUUGACCAACGUCAAUCGAGUGAAUAGUAGGAAGGCCAUGUUGAUUUGGAUAGAAUAUUUCUGGCUUCUAACAAGAUAUUUUAGCUCACGAAAUGCAUGUGAACAGACUCGAUUGUGUAUUCUACUGUAUUAUAAUGGCGAAUAUAAACAAGAUUUGUGAAUACCUUUCCUAUUGAUAUAAAUAUAUUAACUACCAGUUCAUUUGCUUUAUUCAAAAGUGCUUAUAUAAUUGGAGGUUUACAGAUAUACCAAAUAUCUAAACAGUGUAUCUUUCAACAUUAGGUUUCUGCUUCAGAUUUACAAGGUCCUUGUAGACACUAUACUAUAGUACAUUACAGUUGACCUUUACGCAAUUCCAAAUGAAAGAUCAUAUUACAGCACUCAGCAGGGUAUUAAAAUGUACACAUACAAUAUUCUCCUCUUUCUUCUGCCAAUAUUGGCUAUAUUGAGCGACAUUUGCAGAUAAGUUUAAAUAUAUAGUGAAAUAAAAUUAAAUUUUGUGGAAAUACAAAUUUCAAAAACAAGAAGUAUUAAGAAUUUUCCUCUUUAUAUCACACUUUUUUUGUAGCUUUCUUUGCAUGAAUUUCACCCUGAAAUCGCAGGAAAUGGCCAUUCCAGACUUUGAAAAUCAAAAUUUUCCCGGGGGUGCAUGCCCCCGGACCCCAGGUGAAUAUGAUCAAAAUCAUAUUACUAGAUUACAUUGAUAUCGAAGGAACUAGACUCAUGCAGUUCCGAAAUAUCACAUACUCGAACCGACCUGACGGGGCAGCUCAGUUGGCAGAGCAUUGGGCUAGCAUUCCAAAGGUCGUAGUUUCGAUUCCCACCGUGGUCAGGCAUAUUUUUCAAGCCUGCCAGGUGUGGAUAUACACUCAGAGUAACAUCACAAGCAUCAAGGAAAAUGUGUUCGUGUGCAUACGGCCGCCAAGGAAAACCGCCCUGUAGCUAUUGUUCAUUAAUCAAAGUAAUUUUUCAAUUGCAUAGAAGUGAAGCUGAUACCAGCGAAGACGAAAAAUCCGACGAUAAAUUAUUAACUACUAGUCCAGGUACAGAUGCC
This is a messenger RNA of Paramuricea clavata, 5817 nucleotides long. Lineage: Eukaryota; Metazoa; Cnidaria; Anthozoa; Malacalcyonacea; Plexauridae. The record is from the annotation of a GenBank genome assembly.